Molecule: messenger RNA, 2148 nt
Organism: Batrachochytrium dendrobatidis JAM81
Lineage: Eukaryota; Fungi; Chytridiomycota; Chytridiomycetes; Rhizophydiales
Exons: 2
Coding region: 1-2148 (715 amino acids)
Biological process (GO): transmembrane transport
Cellular component (GO): plasma membrane
Molecular function (GO): oligopeptide transmembrane transporter activity
Source: RefSeq, a predicted model, not a curated record
AUGGAAGAGUCGGAUCAGCAGUAUGCCAGGCAGUAUACUCAGGGUAUCGUUCCAGAAACCGACGAUCCAUCUGCACCAUCUCUGUCGAUUCGUAUGAUAUUCCUGGGCACUAUUUGGGCAGUGUUUCUUGGACUAGUUAAUGGCGUAUUUAGCUUUAGAACAAACUCGUUUGCCAUCAGUAGCAAUAUUGCUGCCAUUCUUUCAUACCCAAUAGGCAUAUUUCUUUCCAAAACACUACCGUUAGGUAUUCUUAAUCCUGGUCCUUUCACCAUCAAGGAGCACGUUCUUGUAUAUAUGAUUGCUGGUGCUGCUGGUGGUCAACCUUACGGUGUUGAAAACGUCAUUGGUCAAAAGUUUGACAAGUUUAUGGGUGAUACCAGAAUUACGUUUUGGAAUUCGGUUCUGUUUAUCAUUACCACUCAAAUGAUCGGAUAUGGUCUGUCGGGUAUGACUCGUCGCUUCCUUGUCCGACCUGCUGCCAUGUACUGGCCCACUGUGCUAUCUACCGUCGCUCUGUUUGUAUCGUUCCAUGAAACCGAAGAAUCAGAAGAGUCCAAGAAAGUCGGCGGCCUGUCACGAUUUUCUUUCUUUUGGCUUGCCUUUUGUGUCAUGUUCAUGUGGCAAUGGUUUCCUACUUUCUUUGCUACUGCCUUGCAGUCCAUCUCAGUGCUCUGUAUGAUCACUAACAACAAGACAGCGCGCUUCCUUGGAUCCGCAUCACCCAAAACUGGCGUUGGCAUUCUUUCGUUUUCACUUGACUGGUCCAAUAUUGGAUCUGCUGCAAUCAGUAUCCCCUGGUGGGUGAUUGCCAACAUGGCCGUAUCCGAAGUAUUUGUUAUCUGGAUUGUUGUACCCAUCCUCUACUAUCGUCAGAAUUUUGGUAGCCCGACUCUGAUUGGCCCUUAUUCCUAUGAGGAUGGCACACCGUUUCCUGUACUCAACACUCCUGCAUUGUACGACCGAUAUGGAAAACAUAUGAGUCCGACCCUCAUGUACGACAAAAAUGAUUUCAAUCUAAACGAGACUGCGUAUGAUCUUGUCAAGCCAAUUUAUAUCUCCGAGUAUUUUGCAGUAACAUACUCCAUGUCUUUCUUUGCACUUACAUGUGGUAUAUCUCAUGUUGCUCUUUGGUAUCACAAGGAUAUUAUACGUCAAACCAAGGAGAUGUUUAAUCAAGUUGACGAAGCUCAUGCUGACAUUCACAAUCAACUGAUGAAGGCUUAUCCCGAUAUUCCUGAAUGGAUGUAUAUGGUAUGGCUAGCUUUCUGGCUUGUUGUCAUGCUGCUUGUUGGUAUUUUUACACCUUUCCAUUUGCCGUGGUGGGGUACUCUUUUCGGUCUCGUUCUCGCGUUCAUCUUUUUGAUUCCGUAUGGUAUCAUUCAAGGUUCAUCUGGACAGCAGCUUGGCCUCAAUAUCAUCACUGAAUUGCUCAUGGGUCUGUUUAUUCCUGGACAGACGGUCGCUGUCAUGACAUUCAAGUCAUACUCGUACAAUAUCAUGAUCCAAGCAUUGUCCUUGACAUAUGACUUGAAAGUAGGACAUUAUUUACACAUCAAUCCUGUCCACAUGGUCAUUUCACAGUUAUGGGGAACAAUUAUUGGUGCGUUUUCCAACACUGCAGCCGUAUGGAUUGCGAUUGAUUAUUUCCCACUUGGCACUGAAGAUUGGUCGUAUCCCGGACAUACCACCUUUUUCAAUGCCGGUGCUAUUUGGGGUGCUAUUGGACCAGGAAAGUUUUUUGGAGCGUCGUCACCAUACUUUUCACUCAAUCUAGGCUAUCUUUUUGGUGCUAUUCUUCCUAUUCUGCCAUGGCUUGCCAACAAGGGAUAUCCCCAUCCAUACUGGCGAUUUGUCCACUUUCCCAUCAUGGCAGGUGUAGGCAGUCCCGGUGGGAUUCAAUCCUCACUUUUAAGUCGUAUCAUCAUAUCCUACAUUUUCAUGUACUACCUGUUCACAUACAGCCGACCUUGGUGGACAAAGUAUAAUUACGUGUUGGCUGCCGCUCUCGACUCUGGAAGCGGUGUAGGUGUUUUGCUGGCAACUUUGGUUGCAAUGGGUGUGGUCAUCCCCAACUCUUCAGCAAACCCUCCUGUAUAUGAUUUCUAUUGUAUUGGUGCCAAUUGGGACGAUCCACAGUUUUUACAUUAA